Triticum turgidum subsp. durum (durum wheat) is the source of this 2829-nucleotide messenger RNA. Lineage: Eukaryota; Viridiplantae; Streptophyta; Magnoliopsida; Poales; Poaceae. The record is from the annotation of a GenBank genome assembly.
AUGGAGAGAGAGAGAGAGAGAGAGAGAGAGAUGGAGGCUGUGGCCGCGGCCGCGGCCACCUCAUUUGUGGAGUGGAUGGUGCCGAAGCUCUUUGAUUUCUUACAUGCAAAUCAUGAGCUUCGGAAGAACCUAAAGAAUGACAUCAUCUACAUCAAGCAUGAGUUUGCUAUGAUUUCUGCUGUCAUCAAGGAUGAUGAUAGCCGUGGUGGCUGCCGCAGCAGCAGUGAACAAGUGCAUACGGAGUGGAUCAAUAUUGUGCGUGAAUUGGCGCACGCCAUAGAAGACUGCAUCGACCGCUUCAUGCACAGUGUGACAAUGGCUGACUCGGAAAAAGGGAGGCUCAGCCGGGCUCUCCACCGGGUGAAGACGGCGAAGACCCGCGGCAAGUUUGCUGCGGAGAUCCGGACGCUGAAGAAUAGAUCAGAAGAUGCUUCCAAGCUGAGAGAAAAAUACUGCAACAACAGCAGCAGCAGUUCCUCACCAAGGUGGUCGUUGUCGUCUGAGCAGACAGACGCGCCGACAGCGGUUCAGGAUGAUGACGAUGACACCCAUUCAUCAGCUUCCAUCGCCGUUCCUGUGGGUAUCGACGGUCCCCGUGGCGAGCUUAUGGAUCUGAUCCAGCAGGAGCAACAGCUUAAGGUGAUUACCAUUGUGGGUUUCCAUGGCAUGGGCAAGACUCUCCUUGCCAAUCAUCUGUACAACUCCAAGGCAAUUGAGAGCCAAUAUGAAGUACGGGCUUGGGUCCAAGGGGGGAGGAGGACAGCAGCGGAUGUUCUCAAGGAGAUACUCAAGCAGCUUGGCCACCUUCCCCUGCCAACCAAUGGCAGUCUCACUCUCACCUUGCUUCACGCGAGCAUCAGAGAGUGCAUUGGCAACAAGAGGUUCUUUAUUGUAAUUGAUGACCUGCGGACAACAGCAUAUUGGCACAACAUGAAAGCAGCCUUUGUCGGUUUAAAUGGCAGAUUUCUGGUGACGACGGUCAUUCAGCCCGUAGCAAAUAUCUGUCGCAGCUCAUCUGUUAAUUAUCAUGUAUACACAAUGGCAACUCUUACCGACCAAGACUCAAGAAUAUUGUUCUUCAAUGAAGCUUUCCAAGACGAUGAACAGCCGCAGCAUGUGGAUGACCUCGGCUAUGCAGCGCUCAAGAAAUGUGAUGGUCUUCCCCUUGCUCUUGUUACCACCGCCAGGUUCUUGAAAAGCGCAGGUAAUCCAACACCCAUGUUAUGGGCAAAACUAUGCGCCAACCUGGGUACACAUAUGGAGAGUGAUGAUCUAUUUGCAAGAAUGAGGCGUGUGCUUGUCCAGAGCUACACCAGCCUUGAUAGCCAGGUCGCCAGGACAUUCUUGCUCUAUUUGAGUACCUACCCAAGUGGUCGUCCUAUCAAGAAAUCGAGCUUGUUAAGGAGAUGGUUAGCAGAAGGCUUGUCCCCAGGAGACAAUACAUAUAGUGAUGUUGAUGCCGCCAUUAGCAAUUUCAAUAAGCUUGUUGAUUGGAGCAUCAUCCAGCCAAUGGAAGCCAGCGGUAACAACACAGAGGUGAAGACAUGUCAUACCCAUGGCAUGAUGCUGGAGUUCGUCCUGCGCAAGUCCAUGUCCGACAACUUCGUUACCGUGUUGUAUGAUGGGCAGUCUACCUCUCGCCUACCCAAUAAUAUCCGCCGGCUUGCUCUGCAUCAUGCAAGGCCAAGAGAAGUGCCAGGUUUAACUCUUGUUCGGUCACUGACAAUCUUGGGAGAGGCGCACCCAUCUGUCCUGGACUUCUCCAAGUAUGAACUGCUGCGAGUUUUGGAUCUGGAAAAGUGCGUUGUACCCUUGGAGGAUGGCCAUCUCAAGUUGAUAUGCAGAAAACUGUUGCUGCUGAGGUACCUAUGCCUCGGGGCUGCAGUUAUUGCCACGGUGCUUCCCAAGGAGAUCAGGAAGCUUCAAUUAUUGGAUACACUGGAUGUAAGUAAAACAAAGAUAGAGAUUCUGCCAACGCAAGUCAUGGAGCUGCCACGUCUUGUUCAUCUCUUUGGGAAGUUCAAGCUCAAGAAAGAUCUAGGAGACUGGAGAAUGAGUAAGCUACAGAGUUGGUUGUUAGAGAAUAGCAAAUUGGAAACACUGGCAGGAUUUGUUGUGGACAACAGCAAGAGCCAAGAUUUUGCACAGCUCAUGGAUAAUAUGAAGGCUUUGACAAAGGUGAAAAUAUGGUGCGAGGCUACCGCCGACACCAGCAUCUCAAGUCAUCUCUCAAAGGCCAUCAAGGGGAUCAUUGAGAGAAGCACCCUGUUCAUAGGGACCCCUUCACUAUCACUCAAUUUUGAAGGUGAGUUGACCCAAGACAUGCUGAAUUUCUCUCUGGAGAAAGGAAAGCAUUCAUGCUCCCUCAAGCUGGAAGGAAGCAAGAUAUGCAGCCUGCCCCCCUUUGUUGCCUUGCUGGGUCGUCUCACUAAGCUAGGUCUUUCAUCCCCUCAGCUGAGCCUGAGCCAAGACUUCCUUGCUGCCCUGAGCAAAGUGCCCAGCCUGGCGUACCUGAAGCUGGUUGCAACUAGACUGGACAAGCUUGUCAUCAUAAAAGGUAUGCUGAAGACCCUGGGACGCCUAUCCAUUCUGGUCGACUCCACCAUGGAUCAGCUGGAAAUCAAAGAGGGAGCUCUACCAUGCCUCAAGUCACUGCAGCUGCUAUGCAAAGAUCUGUCUGGCUCUAUUUCCGGCACGUCAGCGGUCCAGUCCCUUGGACAUCUUAAGGAGAUUGUUCUCCAUCGUGAAGUGGGAGAUGAAACAAAAAAUGAGUGGGAAGAAGCAGCAAAGAACCUCCCAAGUCCACGUCCCAAGAUCUUGUUUCUCUAG